CAAACAGGAGUGGAAGGCGCCGAGAAGUUUAAGCGCCUUUCACAGCUGGGCGGGAGGAGGGUAUCGAGACAUCCUCGGGCGGGAGAUUCAAGGGCAAAGCAGCGAACUGAGACAUCCCGGGCACGGAGAUAUCGGCCUGAUGUGAGAGAUCCUGGGUAAAAGGAGACAUCCCGGAGAGAGGGGCCAGAAGUGGACCGAGAGAGAGAGAGAGAGAGAUCCCGGGGGACGAAACCCACAACCGGAGAGUCCGGCCACAGAGAGAUCCCGGGACCCAGACUCCCGGAGAAGAGGACAAGAACCGAGAGCCCAGCGAGGCUGGAAGAGCAGGUGCCUUCUCUGGUAUUCGAUCACUUGGACAUGAGGUGCAAGCGGAACGUUCCUCGCCUGCCCUGCCUCAACAGCAGAGGAGAUGGUGGGCGCCUGGAUGGGAGUGAUAAUUCGGAGGCAGAGUGUCGGAAGGAGGCCGGCCUGCUGUGCUACCCCGUCUGUCAAACACCAGAGUGUUACUCUGGUGUGCAGUCUCCACCGCCAGACCCUACGGGGACAGUCCACACCCGUUCUGUCCGGAAAACACGGAGCUUCUCUGGCGACUCUUCUGGCUACAAGCAUUCCCCAUCCGGGGACAGCGGGUACACAUCCCUGCUGAACAUCUCCUCCCUGUCCGCUGAGGGAGAGAGGAGCCUUGGUGAUCACGAAGCUGCGAGCUCUCCGGAGGGUCCAUCGGACAGAGCGGAGCGACACCAGAAAUGGACGUCUGGGAACGACAGAGAGGAGGAGAAGGAGGUGGCUACGGCUCAGCAAGUAGCCCCAGAAACACCGGAGCCCGACGGGAAUCUGACACUUCCGUCUCUCAGCAGUCAGAGGCCUUGCAAGUGGCACAUGUUGCCGGCCCUGCAGGUGGGGAGGGCAGUGUGCGAGAGUGUGGGCCUGGCCAAGGUGCUUCACUGCCCCGACCAGUCCCCCCUCCGAAAGGUACUCCAGAGCCAAACGUUCCCCAUCGAUCGUCUCAUUGGCAGGAAGAUGGGGCUGGAGCACGUGGACAUUUUAAAGGAGCUAUCAGAAAGGGGCUUCCCGUGUAUUCUGCGGAAGAUUCUGAGAUACCUGUGUGGUGCUGAUCUCCUCUGCUGUGCCAAGGUGUGCAAGAUAUGGAAGAAGAUUAUCUGCAGUGACAGAAGGGCCAACCAAGCCCUGAAGAAGGCCUCUCGUACACAAUGGGUUGAUGCUGCCAAGCGAGAGAAUGUGACGUCUCGUGGUGCCCUCACGAUCAUCCAGCGCCAGUGCCGGGAUUCUGCUCAGCCAGCCCUCUCCAAGUUACGGUCUGGAACUGUUUCCCAGAAGAGCAUCCGGCACCAACAGGUGGUGAAAACACUAAAACAGGACGAGGUGCUAAAGAUAUGCCCUCUAUGUGCGUCUCCGUCCAAGUUUCUGCCGUACCAGGAGCGGGCGGUCUGUACCAGCGAGGUCUGUGCCUACGACUACUGCUGCCUGUGCUUGAACUUCUUCCAUGGCUCCAAAUCCUGUGCUCGGCACCGUCUCCACAGGGCACAGCCACUGGUCGGAAGCAAAAAAAGCAAGCAGAACCUGCGGAGACUCUGACCACCGCAAUGUACGUGAUCAUGAGUGAUAUGGUCGCAUGUGUGUGCUAUGGCAGCGUGCAUGUAUUUAACAUGGUAGAAUGUUCCUGUGUGAGUUUCGCGACUGAAUAUUCAGGAAAAUAAAUGUAUAUUUUUGUUAUAGAUUUGCUCAUCAAUAACUGUUCUAAAGGGGCAUUGCAAAAAUAUUUUAAAGUAAUUUUAUGGAAAAUGUGAAAAUUAAAUCUCAUAAAGCAAUGCAAGAUGUUAAAAAAAAUAAUAUAUGACAUACCAACGAGUUUUGAGUGUAAAAUUAUUUGGUCGCAGCUAUUCUUGUGUCCAUAGUAGAAACAUUGAUAUCGUUACACACAUUUAUUUAAAACUAUGCAGCCUCUAUUCAGUUAUGGUGCAUGUAUUUAUAUUUUUUUAUAUAUCUAACGACCUUGUGUAUAAUUAUACAAAAAUAUUGGUUCAUUUUUUACAGCAUCAGAACAUAGAUUUUUAGUGUCCUUUUACUGUCUUUUAAGUGUCUUUGGUGUAAAUAAUUUCCUUCAGUCUUGGUGUUGUAUAGUGUUCAAUAAAUACGUGAAAAUCUUUCUCCA
Molecule: messenger RNA, 2173 nt
Organism: Leucoraja erinaceus (little skate)
Lineage: Eukaryota; Metazoa; Chordata; Chondrichthyes; Rajiformes; Rajidae
Gene: fbxo5
Product: F-box protein 5
Exons: 5
Coding region: 358-1596 (412 amino acids)
Biological process (GO): negative regulation of meiotic nuclear division; regulation of mitotic nuclear division
Cellular component (GO): nucleus
Molecular function (GO): protein binding
Source: RefSeq, a predicted model, not a curated record